UCUUACUUCUGCUGGGCUGCUUCGGGUCUCUAAGGUCUUUGAUUUUAAUAUGAUGCCAGUUGGACCUGUUGAAAUUGGAUCAUUUGGCUAAAUCCCAAUAGCAAUACCUCAUACUUACCAACUUGCAUCUAAUUCAGAGAUGAAAGUUUGUGCUCUCCGUCUGAAUUCCAGCCAAGCCAAUGUACAGGAAUUUAUUCUCUCCAGCAUAUCCUCCAUCUAUGAAGUCCAACUGCUGCUCUCUAUAUCAUUUUUGGUUAUUUAUAUAAUUACCUUAGCUAGCAAUGCUGUCAUUAUUUCAAUUAUACAGCUGGAUGCCCACCUCCAGACCCCCAUGUAUUAUUUCCUGACCAAUUUAGCAUUUCUGGACAUUUGCUACUCCUCUGUCACUGUUCCUAAAUUGCUGGACCUUCAGCUGACUGGCAGAAAGACCAUUUCUUUCUAUGGCUGUAUAGCGCAAAUGUAUUUCUUCCAUGUAUUAGGGAGUUCGGAAAUGUUUCUCCUUGUUGCGAUGUCCUAUGAUCGCUAUGUAGCCAUAUGCAACCCCUUGCGUUAUAGUGUUAUUAUGAGAAGAGCCGUGGUUAUGACGCUGAAAGUGUGUUCAUGGGCUGGCGGUUUUAUUCACUCCACGUUCCACACAGCUUUCUUAUUAAGGCUUUCCUUCAGCCAGUACAAUAAAGUGGAUAAUUUCUUCUGUGAUGCUACACCCCUUAUUAAACUAUCGUGUUCUGACACAACCAUGGAUGAAAUUAUGCUUCUUGCGACGCCUGGAAUUCUGGGUCCUAUUUGUUUCAUACUAACUCUCGUAUCUUACAGUUAUAUUGUCAGGAGCAUUCUGAAAAUCAAUUCGGCCCAAGGAAGGUACAGGACAUUUUCUUCAUGUGCAUCUCACUUAACUGUGGUUACAGUCUUUUAUGGGACUGGUAUUUUUGUGUAUGUCCAACCCAUGGCAGUUUAUUGGUCAGCCAAUCAGUUCAUAACAGUGUUCUAUUCUAUCAUCACCCCAAUGCUGAAUCCUUUGAUAUAUACACUGAGAAAUAAGGAAAUAAAGAAAGCACUUGGAAAAAUACUGUUUAAGCAAAGUCCAAUGCAUGCAAAUAUACAUUUAUUACAUUAAUAAAUACCUUUUAACAAUUUUGUAAUGAGUGAUUAAGCCCGUCCUGAAUGCAAGUAUGAGCAUUUGUUUAUAUAUUCCUUGAAGGCCAGUAUGGUAAUAGUGACUAAUGACUGACAGAAUAUUAGUGUAACCUGUAUUCUAGCACAGAAAGAGGCUAAAAUUGAAAAUGAAUUCAUGUUAGGAUUGGGUGGGAUUGAAGAAGGAACCUAAAGGUUUCUGGAAACUCUCCUUAAACAACAGGCCAAGCGCAUUGGUGAGUUCGCUCAUCUGUCAUGUACUCUCAUCAUCAUUUAUUCUCAGGGUUUCUCCUUGCCACCCUAUCAUAACCCAGCAGCACUAUUAGUCAGCCAAUCCCACUUGGUCAAGCCCCUAUUAAACCCUUCUUUGACUUCAAUUCUUGGCCUAAGCAUUGGCCUCUGAUAGCUUCAACUCUGUGGCUUGUCCUUAGUUCUUGCUCCUCUUGCUCCAGUCCAGUUCCUAAGUCUAUGCAGCCUAGUCUUGUCCCUUUGCCCAUUCUGCUUUUGCCUGUUCUGUCUCUUGACCUGCUCCAUCCUUAUCCUACCUGUCCUGUUCCUAACUGGUCACAAUAGCUAGUCUUUACCUUAAAGUGAUACUGACAUGAAAACACUACUUUCCAGAAUAUUAAUUUACUUAAAAGGUUCCCUAUAGGUCAUGUUUGCUGAACCAGUUACCUAUUUCAGCAAUUUUUUUAAUAAAUAAACUUAAAAGUUGCACCAGUAACUAUACAGGUGAUGCAACAAAAAGGCAAUUGGGCGCUUCAGGCACCAUGUAUAUGUGCACGCUCACAGUGGACUUGUGUCACUUCUGGUUUCAAUAUGAAAUGCACUCUUCAGUGGGUAAAGGAGAAGUUAAAUGUGAUUGUGAUCAACGUGGGGCCCCAAAGUAACCAUCAUUUAAAACUGGUGAUUGACUGAAAAGGAACUGGGACUUAUCAGUGAUGUCACUUCCAGCCAAGUGGGUCAGAAGCAAACUGCAGUAAUGCGCACAAUAGGACAUGUGAAUGGCUGAAUAUGGUGGAGGCACCUAGGGGGCCCUACAGAGAUCCGGAGAAUGCUCUCCUCACCCCUCCAACCCUCACAUGCAGUGUGCAACAGAAUAUAAUCAUAUUGUUAUUUCAUAGGCAGGCUGUUUCAAGGAGCUGUUACUUGCCCUUUAAUAAUUUAAUCGGAGCAUGUAUAUGUAAAAUAAAAUUAGACAAACAUUAAGGAUAAUUUAUCUUAUGAGGGAAACACAAUAAGUAUGUGACACUUCAAGAUGUAAUAAUACUAUCAUAGUUCUCCGAUUGGGAAUUGUGAUGUUUUCCAUUAAAAAAUCAAAUACAGAUAUGGGAUCUGUUAUCCGGAAACCUGUUAUCCAGAAAGCUCUGAAUCACGGGAAGGCCAUCUUCCAAUGACUCAAGUUUAAACAAAUAAUUCACAUCUUUAAAAAGGGUUUUCUCUGUAAUAAUAAAACA
Xenopus tropicalis (tropical clawed frog) is the source of this 2588-nucleotide messenger RNA. RefSeq names its product olfactory receptor family 5 subfamily AR member 7 (gene or5ar7). Lineage: Eukaryota; Metazoa; Chordata; Amphibia; Anura; Pipidae. Gene Ontology annotation, biological process: detection of chemical stimulus involved in sensory perception of smell; G protein-coupled receptor signaling pathway; signal transduction. Gene Ontology annotation, molecular function: olfactory receptor activity; G protein-coupled receptor activity. The coding region runs from base 140 to 1114 and encodes 324 amino acids. The record is from RefSeq and is a predicted model, not a curated record. Gene Ontology annotation, cellular component: membrane; plasma membrane. The transcript is spliced from 2 exons.